ACUUUCCUACCGUCUCAUUUUUCUUGGAAGUUGCCGAUGGAUAGAAAGGAGAGGACUUGAAAGUCAAGCUAAUCACAGAUCUUAUGGACUCGUUUUCCGAUUCCAUGACCUUAUAAAGCAACCACCAGUCCACAACCAUCACCAGUUUCCAAUUAUCACUUUCCCACAACACAUUUGUGCCUGCGUCUAAACCUUUGCUUAAAACAUGCCAACUCUGUUCCUCCAUUUCUUCCUCUUCGUAAUCACUACCACUGUUACUAACCUCAUCCCCGCAGUUCACAGCAACUGUAUUGAAGCCCAGAAACAAUCAUUGCUCCAUUUCAAACAAAGUCUUGAAUUUGAUUCUUCCAAAUCCUCCAAGCUUAUCACAUGGAAUUCGAGUACCGAAUGCUGUUCUUGGCUCGGUGUAACUUUCAGCACUAAUGGGAGUGUUGUUGGUCUUGACAUCAGCAGCGAGUCUAUCUCAUGCAGCAUUGACAAUUCAAGCAGUCUCUUCCAACUUCAACGUCUUCAAAGCCUCAAUUUGGCCAAUAACGACUUCAAAAGCUCUUCAAUUCCAUCUGCAAUUGGAAAGCUUACAAAGUUGAGGUAUCUGAAUUUAAGAGGUGCUUUUUUUUCUGGGACUAUUCCUUCAUCUGUUGUUUCUCUUCCCAAACUAGAAAUAUUAACACUAUCCCACAAUCGGUUCUCGGGUCAAGUCCCUGAAUUUUCCACUACCUCUUCACCCUUACUUGGCACCCUUGAUUUGGAAAACAACAAUUUGGAAGGACCAAUACCAACAUCUAUCUUCAAUCUUCAAGGGCUUCUCAAUCUCAAUCUUUCUUCAAACAACUUUAGUAGCUUUCCUUUUAAUGGUCCUCGGCUGCCCAGAAAUCUUUCAUCGGUUGAUCUUUCCCACAAUAGCAUGUUGUUUGAUUACAAUGGCAGUAAUUCCUCCUUCCUUCAGAUUCGCCACUUGGUAUUGGCUUCUAACAAGUUGAGAGCAUUCCCGGAUUUCUUGAGAAAUCAGUCCAUAUUAUACUACUUGGACCUUUCAAACAACCAGAUUCAAGGCAAGAUACCUAAUUGGAUUUUGAGUCUCAAAUCUCUUAAUUCCCUUGAUCUUUCUGGCAACUCCUUGGCAAGUCUUGAAGCUCCUCUUCCUAAUUCCACUUCUGCUUUAUCUUCUCUGGACCUUCGUUCCAACAAGCUUCAAGGUAUCCAUUCCUCAUAUUCCUUCCUUCAGCUUGGUCACUUGGGAUUAGCUUCUAACAAGUUGACAACAUUCCCAGACUUCUUGAGAAAUCAAUCCUAUCUAACCUACUUGGACAUCUCAGACAACCAAAUUCAAGGACAGAUACCCAAUUGGAUUUGGAGUUUCAAACUUCAAGAACUAAAUCUUUCUUGUAACUCCUUGGAAAGUUUAGAAGCUCCUCUACAUAAUUCUACCUAUGUUCUGUCAAAGGUCGAUCUUCAUUCAAACCAGCUUCAGGGACAUUUCCCCUUCUUCUUAAAUAGUAGGUAUCUAGAUUAUUCAAGAAAUAAUUUCAGCUCUAGUAUACCGAGUGACAUUGGUGACUUCAUUUCUAAUGUGUAUUACCUUUCUCUUUCAAGCAAUAACUUUCACGGGGCCAUUCCAAAAUCCAUAUGCAAUGCAAGUUGUAUUGUUCUUGAUCUGUCCAAUAAUUCCUUGAGUGGAAACAUUCCCCAAUGCUUGACUCAAUCACAUCAGCUUUCAGUCAUUGAUUUGAAGAGAAACAACCUGAGUGGCACAAUUCCCGAUAAUUUUCCCAACAUUUGUGGGUUACAAACUCUAGACCUCAGUAACAAUCAGAUACAAGGCAAGUUUCCAAAAUCUCUUGUCAACUGCUCAAAGUUAGAGGUUUCAAACAUUGGAAACAAUAACAUAGCUGAUACUUUUCCAUGCUUUUUGAUGAGCUUAUCCACAUUGCGUGUCCUUGUUUUGCGGUCCAACAUGUUUUAUGGAAGCAUUGGAUGUCCCAAGACCAAUGGCACAUGGCCUGUGCUUCAAAUAAUAGAUUUAUCUCACAACAAUUUUAGUGGUGAUAUGCCAGGAAGAUUGUCUCUAACAUGGCAGGCUAUGGUGUCUAAUAAGGAUGAUUCUCCAACUAACCUUGGAUUUUCUUCUGUGGUGUCUAAUAAGGAUGAUUCUCCAAUUAACCUUGGACCUUCUCAUCAACUUUCUCCUCAUGUCCAGUGCAACAAGGAGGCAACUAAUAAAGCAUGUUAUUCGUACAGUGGAAUUUCUAGAUCUAUAAGAGAAACAUAUACUGACUUUUAUUAUAGAGAUACAAUUACAACUAUCAUCAAAGGUUCAGAAUUGGAUGUGGUUAAGAUUUUAACUAUAUUCACCUUGAUUGACUACUCCUACAACAAAUUCAACGGAUCAAUACCUGAGGAAAUCGGAGAGUUGAAAUCACUAUAUGCCCUCAACUUAUCAGGUAAUGCUUUCACAGGAAAAAUCCCAUCAUCAUUUGGUAAGAUGCGACAAUUGGAGUCCUUAGAUCUCUCAAAGAACCACUUGAGCGGCCAAAUUCCCCCCGAGUUUGCAAAUCUCAAUUUCCUUUCGCACUUGAAUGUCUCAUACAAUCAACUGACAGGAAGGAUCCCAACCAACACUCAGUUUUCGACAUUUCCAAGUACCUCCUUUGAGGGCAAUAAAGGAUUAUGGGGGCCUCCUCUGACAUCGGAUACCGCAAUCGUAUUGCCACCUCCAAAGUUUAAUGGAAGCUCAAGUAAUCCGAAUUCUGGAGAUGAGAUUGAUUGGAAUGUUAUCAGUGCUGAAAUUGGAUUUACAUGUGGGUUUGGAAUUGCUGUCGGGUCACUUCUGUUUUGCAAGAGAUGGAGGAAAUGGUACUACAGAGCUAUGUUUAACAUCCUGUUCAAGAUAUUCCCUCAGUUGGAACACAGAUUUGGUAAUCACAGAAGGCAUGUUUACAUAAAUCAAAGGUAUUGGAGACGUUGAAAUGGUUAGGCAGACCAAGCAUGCAGUUCAACUCCAUUGUGCUGGAGACUCCCCUGGUGCUUUUUCUCUGUAUUUCAUCAUAUGAUUAUAAUUGUGAGCAUGUAAUUGCUCUGUUUUGUGAUA
This is a messenger RNA of Rosa rugosa (rugosa rose), 3088 nucleotides long. RefSeq names its product receptor-like protein 19. NCBI's taxonomy places the organism in Eukaryota, Viridiplantae, Streptophyta, Magnoliopsida, Rosales, Rosaceae. The record is from RefSeq and is a predicted model, not a curated record. The transcript is spliced from 2 exons. Gene Ontology annotation, molecular function: protein binding. Bases 206 to 2965 code for a protein of 919 amino acids.